GCGGCCACCAAGCUGACGCACAGCCGCCGCCUGGCGAUGGAGAACACGGAGCGGCUGCUGAGCGUGUGGAUCGAGGACCAGAACCAGCGCAACACGCGGGGCAACAUGGUGCUUGUCCAGGAGAAGACCGCAGCCUGUUCGAGGAGCUCAGGCGGCAGCAGGGCGAGGGCGCCGAGUCGGAGACCUUCAGGCCUGCCAGGGCCGGUUCAAGGUGUUCAGCGUGGAGGAGACCCGGCUCUUCUGGAGGCGGCUGCUGGAUGGGACGGUGCCUUCCGCCCGGAGGAGCGCCCUGGGUUCACAGCCCCCCAAGAUCUACUGACUCUGCUGCUGGGCAGCAACGUGGCCGGUAGCUUGAAGCUGAAGCCGCUGCUGGUGUACCCGGUGGAGAACCUGCGCGCCCUCAGGGGCUUCUCCAAGCCCAGCCUGCCCCUGCUUGGCUCGCCCACAAGAAGGCGUGGGUCACGGUGAGCCUCUUCCCGGAGUGGUUCGUGCACUUCUUCCGCCCUGCGGUGGAGAGGUACUAUGCCUGGCACGGGCUCCCGCGUAAAGCGCAGCUUGUCCCGGACAGCGCUCCUGGCCGCCCUGGAAACCUGGACGACCUCUCCGACCACGUGGGCGUGGAGUCCCUGCCCAAGGAUACCACAGCCCUCAUCCAGCCCAUGACCCAGGACGUGGUCGCCACCUUUAAGGCCUGCCACCUGCGGAGGGUCUUCCGCCUCUUGGCCGCGAGGGCCGGGGGCACAGGCGAGCCGGGAGCGGCCCUGGACGUCUGGCGGGACUACUGCAUCCUUGACACCGCCCCGUACCUCUCCGUGUCCUGGGAGGGGUCCCGCCCUCGUCGCUGAACAGUGGUUGGAGGAGGCCGUGGCCCGAGCGCCUCCAGCACAGAGUCAGCGGCCCCCAGGUGGAAACCCUCCCACAGAUCUGGUGGGACAUCCAGGCGCUGGCGCACCAGGUGGGUUUCAGGGAGGUGGCGGAGGCAGAGGUGGCCGAGCUGCUGCAGAGCCGUGGCUCGGACUGGUCCAAGAGGAGCUGGAGGAGCCGGAGCCGACUGCCGAGGAGGAGGGCAAGGCCAGCCCCGCCACCGCCGCCAGCUCACGGCUGAGCACUUGGCCAGGGCCCUGGCACAUUUCGAUGCCCGCCUGCACAUCAUCAGGGACGACGCCUCCAAGCUGGAGUGCAGCCUCCAGGUCUGCCGGGGUGUGAACAACUUGAUGGGCUGCUGUGGGCGCAUUUCAAGGAGAAGCAAGGCCCCAAGUAGUGGGGUGGGAGGGGUGGGGAAGGAGGGGGCGUCCUCCCUCGCCAGCUCUCACUUGGAAGUGACACUGGUCUUCGUGUUUCCAUCUCAUUAACUCCUCAAAUGUCUUUUGUCAGCAAAUAAUUUAUUAUCUCCAGUGAUCUCAAAUACAUGGUUUUAGAAGCCUCGA
Sus scrofa (pig) is the source of this 1427-nucleotide messenger RNA. RefSeq names its product zinc finger protein 444. The record is from RefSeq and is a predicted model, not a curated record. Lineage: Eukaryota; Metazoa; Chordata; Mammalia; Artiodactyla; Suidae.